This is a messenger RNA of Arvicanthis niloticus (Nile rat), 4419 nucleotides long. RefSeq names its product ring finger protein 157 (gene Rnf157). Gene Ontology annotation, biological process: protein ubiquitination. Gene Ontology annotation, cellular component: cytoplasm. The record is from RefSeq and is a predicted model, not a curated record. Gene Ontology annotation, molecular function: ubiquitin protein ligase activity. NCBI's taxonomy places the organism in Eukaryota, Metazoa, Chordata, Mammalia, Rodentia, Muridae.
GGCUCGGACGCCGGAGCCCGGGCGACGCCGCGAUCGCAGCGGCCAUGGGGGCCCUGACGAGCCGGCAGCACGCGGGCGUGGAGGAGGUGGACAUCCCGUCCAAUUCCGUGUACCGCUACCCGCCCAAGUCCGGCAGCUAUUUUGCCAGCCACUUCAUCAUGGGAGGCGAGAAGUUUGACUCCACACAUCCAGAGGGUUACCUGUUUGGUGAGAACAGCGACCUGAACUUCCUGGGAAACAGGCCAGUGGCGUUCCCAUACGCUGCCCCGCCUCCCCAAGAACCUGUGAAGACCCUGAGAAGCCUGAUCAACAUCCGGAAGGACACGCUGAGACUUGUCAAAUGUGCUGAGGAAGUGAAGAGCCACGGAGAAGAGGCAGGCAAAGCUAAGGUCCACUACAACGUUGAGUUCAUCUUUGACACAGAUGCCCGGGUAGCCAUCACCAUCUACUACCAAGCCACUGAGGAAUUCCAGAAUGGAAUUGCCAGCUACAUUCCAAAAGACAACAGCCUGCAGUCAGAGACCGUGCACUACAAGCGAGGGGUGUGCCAGCAGUUCUGCCUGCCCUCCCAUACUGUGGACCCCUCCGAGUGGACCGAAGAGGAGCUUGGCUUUGAUCUGGACCGAGAGGUCUACCCUUUGGUGGUGCAUGCUGUGGUGGAUGAAGGAGAUGAGUAUUUUGGCCACUGCCAUGUGCUUCUGGGCACUUUUGAGAAGCACACAGACGGGACCUUCUGUGUUAAGCCUCUCAAGCAGAAGCAAGUGGUGGAUGGGGUCAGCUACCUUCUCCAGGAGAUCUACGGGAUUGAAAACAAGUACAACACUCAAGAUUCCAAGGUGACAGAGGACGAGGUCAGCGACAACAGCGCUGAGUGUGUGGUGUGUCUCUCUGACGUCCGCGACACUUUGAUCCUGCCCUGCCGGCACCUCUGCCUCUGUAACACCUGCGCAGACACCCUGCGCUACCAGGCCAACAACUGCCCCAUCUGCCGGCUGCCCUUCCGGGCACUGCUUCAGAUCCGAGCCAUGAGGAAAAAACUGGGCCCCCUGUCUCCAGGCAGCUUUAAUCCCAUCAUCUCUUCCCAGACCUCGGACUCUGAGGAGCAUUCAUCCUCAGAGAAUAUCCCACCAGGCUAUGAAGUGGUGUCUCUCCUGGAGGCCCUCAAUGGGCCCCUCACCUCAUCCCCAGCAGUACCUCCCCUUCACGUCCUUGGAGAUGGCCACCUCUCAGGAAAGCUACCGUCCUAUGGCAGUGACGGCCACCUGCCCCCUGUAAGGACACUGUCCCCCCUUGACCGCCUGUCUGAUUGCAACAGCCAAGGACUCAAACUCAAAAAGAGUCUCUCCAAAUCCAUUUCCCAAAAUUCUUCUGUGCUUCACGAAGAGGAAGAUGAGCGCUCUUGCAGCGAGUCAGACACUCAGCUCUCUCAGAGGCUGUCAGUCCAGCAUCCUGAAGAGGGACCUGAUGUGACUCCAGAGAGUGAGAACCUCACCCUGUCCUCCUCAGGGGCUGUUGACCAGUCAUCUUGCACAGGGACUCCGCUCUCUUCUACCAUCUCCUCCCCAGAAGACCCAGCCAGCAGCAGCCUGGCCCAGUCAGUCAUGUCCAUGGCUUCCUCCCAGAUCAGCACUGAUACCGUGUCCUCCAUGUCUGGCUCCUACAUCGCGCCUGGCACAGAAGAAGACGGAGAGGCCUUGCCUUCCCCCCGAGCUGCUAGCAGGGCCCCUUCAGAAGGAGAGGAGACACCAGCAGAGUCCCCAGACAGCAAUUUUGCUGGCCUUCCAGCUGGAGAGCAGGAUGCAGAGGGAAAUGAUAUCAGAGAGGAAGAAGACAGAUCACCUGUGCAAGAAGAUGGCCAGAGGACAUGCGCAUUUCUAGGCAUGGAGUGUGACAAUAACAAUGACUUUGACGUCGCAAGCGUGAAAGCACUGGACAAUAAGCUGUGCUCUGAGGUCUGCUUACCCGCCGCAGUUCCGGAGUCCUGCCCCAUAAACAUUGAGGAAUAGGUGCCUGGCAGCAUGAUGAUAACAUUGUCAACCGUCGCCAUGCCCAGCGCCGGCGCUUAUCCUCCAGCAGCCUGGAGGACCCUGAGGAGAACAGGCCUUGUGUAUGGGAUCCUAUGGCUGUCUGAGGGCAUCUGCACCCAUACCUGCACUUCCCCUCCUGUCCUUGCUGUCCAUCUGUCCUCACUGGACCACAGGCCUUCUGAGCACCUUCAACAAGACGUGGACUUUAUACUCAUAUGCAGGGAGGACAGUGAGCAUCUCUGCCCACCUCAUCUCCUGUAACCGUGAUUCUUACCCUCUCAGAAAGAACCAGAAGCCUUCCUCCUGUGGGAUGAUGCGUGCCAGCCAAACCCAGUGGGCCAGUUGAGCUAAGGGUCAGGGCUGGUUGUUUCUGUAGCCUUUUCUCUUCUGAGUGGAGCCCAAGAAGACUGAAGGGUUUGGCAGCUUUGUUAGACACCUGUGGACAGGUUUUGGUCUCCGGCACCUCAUAAGCAAUUAGAAACCUAACUUGAGGCAGUCAAGAACUGGCUCCAGAACGCCAGGAGCUCCUUACCCGAGCCUAAGGGAGAGGGUAGCUGCUGAAGUGUUGGUUGGAAGCCAGAGUUGGUCUCCUGCACCUCCUGUAUCUGCAGUUAGGAAGAUCCCCUGCAAGGCCUGUCCUCAGGUGCAGUCAGGAAGGCCUGCUGAGCCACCAUGCAGUGCAGGGGCUGGCUCUUCCCAUGUCUCCACUACAGCCACUGAGGGGGAGUCUCAAACCCAGCUAACCACUUCUCUGACUCCUUUGUCAGAGCUGAAGAACUAGGCUAAGCUGAGGCCCAGUGGUUCUCAAACUGGUGCACAGGAACACCAAAGGCAUGGCAGAGGCUCUGGGGCCAGAGGAUUAGAAGACCUCCCUACCCUAGUGAUUCCUCCCUGCCUUUCAGAUGGGAUCCAGUCAGCACUCAGACAGAAGCCAUGGCAGCAAGCUAGCAGGAGACUGUUGGGUGGCACACCUUUCUUGUUCAGUCAGUGGGUUUUACAUGGCUCUAAAGUAGAUGCCUGUCUACUGGCUUUUGGAACAUGUUAUUCAGUGGAACAUGAGAUGGCUUAAGGACAGUUACUUAUGAAGGUGAGGUUUGAGGGGCUUUUGACUUGUGUGGUCCAAGAAAGGUUCUCCCCCCUUCAAAAAAACCACCAGUGCCCAGGACCCUGAGGGGAGGGGAGGGGAGGGGUGGAGAGUCUGGCCUCAAACUUGCAAUGGAGCUGGGGAUGACCUUGAACUUCUGAUUUUCCUGCCUGUACUGCCCAAACAUUAGGAUUACAGGCCUGCACCAGUACACGACCCUCCUUUCCGUGGGAAUCACUGUCAGGGAGAGCCUGCUGUGCUGCCUGGAGAGUGAUAGGCUGAGCUUGAGACCCCGAUCGCCCUUUCUGAACACCCUGCCAUUUCAAUCCCUACUUCAUGCCUUUUACUUCCCCAACAUUUCGACAGCCCCUCUCAUCCUUAAGAUUUCCACCAGUGUGAGCUGAGCAAUAACCUCACUUCCUCAAAGAACAGAGCAGAAGCAACAAGGAAGUUCCCUUAGCCUGGGCUGGCUGCACAUAGACCCACCUCCCCCCUGGCAGGAGAAGGUAAGAGGUAUUCACAGUGCUGUGACCUGGGAGGAGCAGGGGAAGAAGCUGGGAUGAAGGACAUUCAGGUAAACAGCCACAGUGGCCAGGAACCCUCAAAAAAAGCCAUUAUAAUCAGCCCUUCCCUCUUCCCUCACAAGUGCUCAGGCUGAAUUCCAUAAUCCAGGCCCCCAGGUUAGCGGCGUACCCUUUGCUUAGUUCAACCCCUCAAUCUGUCCUUUUACUUCUUAGCAAGCAGAAAUAGCCCAUUCACAGGGUUAGCUCUCAGUCAGCUGCCACACUCAACCCAGUCUAUUUGGAAAUAAUCCCUUUGUCGGGUCCAAGCAUAGGGUCGGGCACGUUCUCCUGGUGCCUUUGGCGCCUCACCACACUACAUCUGCACCUUUCCAUGCUUGGUACUGUAGCCAUCUCUGUCUCCUCAAAGAACCUUUUUGCUUUACCUAACUUCAUCCCACCAGAGUUUUUACCCCCUGUGGCAUCUGCCGGGCACAAACCCAAACACUAAGCCAUCUCACUGGGGAGCAAGUCCUGUCCACCUGGUGUUGGCGUGCUGGUUGCUCACUUCGUUUUAGGGCCUGCACACCUGGUGUGUGCAAGUUGGUUGUGUGUGUGUGUGUGUGUGUGUGUGUGUGCGCGCGCGCGUGCGUGCUGUCUUUGCCAUCUGUGUACCCCUCACACUCCCUGGAGUACACUUGUGGGCACGUUACAGUGGGGACAUCAAGAUGCAAUAUUUAUGGAUUGCUGCAUGAUUCUUAAAAGUGAAUAAAACUGUUUACAGGGGCAGGGGAGCCAUUAACUACAA